Botrytis porri is the source of this 564-nucleotide messenger RNA. RefSeq lists its product as uncharacterized. The transcript has a single exon. Lineage: Eukaryota; Fungi; Ascomycota; Leotiomycetes; Helotiales; Sclerotiniaceae. The record is from RefSeq and is a predicted model, not a curated record. Bases 1 to 564 code for a protein of 187 amino acids.
AUGACAGACUUUAUCGCAAUAGAAGAUGGAGCAGAAGGUUCGAGUGGUCAGCGACAAUGGUCCGCGAAAGACAAAGAUAGCCGGAAAGAGAUCGAAGAUUUACAACUCAGAAUUGCAAAAUUGCUAGCGGAGAAUGAGAAAUUAGAGGCUGCUAACAAUGAAUUAAUCUGUGACGUCGACAAGAAUGAGGUUGAGCUUUCAGAACUGAGAGAGGAAGUGGGACGUAGCAGAGAUAAUGAAAGCAAGCUGGAAGAGAUCAGCAACAAUUUAGAGACUUCACGCAACUCCACGGAUAAAGCUCUCAAAAUCUUGACGUCUCUCAAGAAGAAAGACAUUUCAUACCGGGAGCGUGUUUUUGCAUUGAAGAAGGAAGUGAAGGAAUGCAAAGCAGAAAGGGACGCGGCUCUAGUGGAUUUGGACCGCCAAACCGAGAGCUUCGAGAAUAAAUAUAAGACGUUGAUUGAUGAGAACACGAAGCUAACAGGGGAAUUAAUAAACUUCGAGAGAAAAUUGGACCAUGUAAUGGAGGAUGUGGAGGAUGCUACUUCUCAUAAAAAGAGGUAG